Molecule: messenger RNA, 889 nt
Organism: Eucalyptus grandis
Lineage: Eukaryota; Viridiplantae; Streptophyta; Magnoliopsida; Myrtales; Myrtaceae
Exons: 2
Coding region: 128-490 (120 amino acids)
Cellular component (GO): intracellular anatomical structure
Source: RefSeq, a predicted model, not a curated record
UCCAACGAAACCCAGCUCAGAAGAACCGAAAAGCCUCGAACUCGCAAGUUCUUUCUGCCUUUCUGUUGUUAUACAGAGAGGAUGAGGUCUCCGUCUUGCUCUCAGAUCAUUUCGAGAUUGAAUCUUGAUGGCCACCAAGAAGGCGGGUACUAUGUGCAGACCUCGAGAGACGACUCCAUUGUCCUCUCCAUGUCUCACCGCCCUUCUCGAUGUAUUCGAGCUAUACGAAGACAGAAAUUUCAAGCUAACGAGUGUUGGAUCUGAUCUGCUGGGGGAAGACCAGCAACUGCAGUACAUGGUGCCUCCAUACGUUUGGUUUAGUCUAUUUCCAACAAAUAACUACACCAUUUCCACAGAUGGAGCUGUAAAAGUUCACAAAGCCGAGCCGAGGGAUGCAGAGAACCACUACUCUUUUCUGGGGGCUACCUGCGCCCCUGCCUUUCAGAUUGAGGACGCAGAGGUGGCAAAGCGGGCUGAGUUCGUUUCGUGAUUCCUACACCUCAAGCCUCUCAUCUCCUUGCUCACCUUGCCCGACUAACGUUUGAGUUCUCCAUGGUGCAUCUAGUACUUGAAAAACUAUGAGGUGGGUACAUCAUUGCUUGUUAUUGCCCAAGGGGAGUGCAUCAUGAAAAGUGCAGCAUUGGCUGUGAGCCUUGUGUUAGGAAGGUUAAUCAACUCUUCCGCCAGCAUAUAUAGUGAACUGUCUUUACGUAGUGAAAGCACGAGAAUUUUUCAUGCUAUAAAUACAUGUUUUUGCCUCCUCGACACCCCUGAUUUUAUUACGUAGGCAGAAAUUUAUGUUUUAGGUCUUGUUUCUUGUGGACUAAUAAUUUGGUGUCUUGAACAUGCUUACAAAAAGUAUUUGAACAUGACACAAAUAGUUCUUAAA